Actinia tenebrosa (Australian red waratah sea anemone) is the source of this 1961-nucleotide messenger RNA. Its product is annotated as gelsolin-like protein 1. Gene Ontology annotation, biological process: actin polymerization or depolymerization. The record is from RefSeq and is a predicted model, not a curated record. Lineage: Eukaryota; Metazoa; Cnidaria; Anthozoa; Actiniaria; Actiniidae. Gene Ontology annotation, molecular function: actin filament binding. Gene Ontology annotation, cellular component: actin cytoskeleton; cytoplasm.
AAAGACAGACUUUAAAGCUGUCGAUUCAAGCAAGGGUGUGUAAAAAUAACGGAGUAGUGAAAAUGAGAAAGGCAAAACAGUACGACUGGAAGGACUCGAAUCUUGCCCUUUUUGGGUCGGACACAGAAAAAAAUGUCAAGAAGGAGUCUGCUCAGACGGAGAAAGCAUGGAAAGGCGCCGGUUCAAAAUUAGGCCUUCAAAUCUGGAGAAUCAAAAAGUUUAAAGUAACAGAUGUUCCAAAGGAAGAAUAUGGAAGCUUUUACAAUGGAGAUUCCUAUAUCUUAUUAAAUACCUACAAAAAGGACCCAGAUAGCAUGGCUUUUGAUUAUGAUGUUCACUUUUGGAUUGGGAAAUUUUCUACCCAAGAUGAAUAUGGCACAGCUGCUUACAAGACUGUAGAACUAGACACCCUGCUUGAUGAUAAGCCUAUUCAACAUCGAGAAGUGGAAGGGCAUGAAUCUGCUUUGUUCAAAUCUUAUUUUAAGAGCCUCACUUACUGGAAAGGGGGAGCUGAUUCAGGUUUCAGAUGUGUUGAACCAACCAGCUAUGAGCCACGCCUUCUUCAUGUUCACGGCACAAAGAAAAAGAUUGAAUGCAAGGAGAUACCAUUUUGCAUGGACAAUUUGACCAAGGACGAUGUGUUUGUCAUUGAUCUUGGCCUCAAGAUAUUCCAGUGGAAUGGUGAUGAUGCUAACAAGGAUGAGCGAUAUAGUGCAGGACAAUAUAUCCGCGUAUUAAAGUCAGAACGUAGUGGAAAGCCUGAAGUAAUAGUUCUAGAUGACCAAACACUAGAUGAUGUACCUGAAGAACUUUUAGAGGUUAUUCCUAAAAGCUCAAAUGAGGAUCCUGAUGAGGAUUUAGAAGAUCCUGAUCCUAAAGAAAAAGUACUCUUUCAAAUUACCUAAGCAGCACUAAGCAUCCUCUUCUUCCAGUAACCUGCAUCAAAGGUGGAGCAGAAUCCAAUGAAUUCAACAAAGCUUUCUAAUUGAAGAUCAUUUCAAGAUUUCAAAAGACAAACUAUAUCACCUUGUACAUGUUGCUGUAUACACCAAAUCAAAACAUGGUGACCAAUUUGAAUAACUAUUGUUCUGGGCCCGGUUGUAUGAAGCCUGGAUAGCAAUAUCCGGCAGAUAAAUCCUUAUCCAGUGGAUAAAGUGAUGCUGUUAUCCAAUGAAUUUACCCACUGGGUACAAUUUAUCCGUCGGAUAGCGCUAUCCAGGCUUUGUACAACCGGGCCUGCACUGACUAGCGACUUGCUACGCCUAGUAUUCACAUGUAGGGGCUGAACAGUAAUUGGGGUGUUGCCCUGUGUUAGAGUCUGUUAUUUUCUAUUGACGAAAUAUUGAUGAACUAAGCUAAACUAAACAUAAAAGCAUUUUCACAUGUAUGAAGGGCUGUUCAGUCGCUAGUCAGUGCAGAACAACAUGGAACAGUUAUUCAAAUUGGUCACCAUGUUUGGAUUCAAUGUAUACCUUAUUUAUAUCUCUGGGAAUAGCUUGUGAAAUGUAGCUGUUGAACACAGAAAUGAGGCUAGUUGAACAAGCCUAAAUAUGGCACACACUUUCAUGCAGUCUGACAUUCUGUAAAUGGUUGGCUCAUGAUGAUUAUAAAUGCAUCAGGGGAAAAGAAAGAAUAAAUGUACUAGGUUUUUCAAAUUGCAUUGUAUUAAAAAGAGGGCUCCUCUAAGCCAUAGUCUACUGGCCUCACUUCGGUGUUUGUCACUACUAGUUUUCAGUCUCUUCUGAAGAUAUGAAUAAGCUUUUUACACCAAUUACUGGCUACCUGCCUUUUGAGUAAGCACCAAUGAACCUUGUAUGUAUGACCUAGUUAGUUUGUAAGACUAGUAGAAUAGUUGUAGUUAUUGCCUUUGAAUGGACCUCUUUAGACAAAAUGGAAGAAACAGUAGAUGGAACUAAUGAAAGACAAAAAAAUUGAAAUAAAAAAUCUUGUUACUCACUUUA